Molecule: messenger RNA, 3036 nt
Organism: Hypanus sabinus (Atlantic stingray)
Lineage: Eukaryota; Metazoa; Chordata; Chondrichthyes; Myliobatiformes; Dasyatidae
Product: zinc-binding protein A33-like
Exons: 6
Coding region: 17-1432 (471 amino acids)
Biological process (GO): protein ubiquitination
Molecular function (GO): zinc ion binding; ubiquitin-protein transferase activity; protein binding
Source: RefSeq, a predicted model, not a curated record
AGUACCGGGAGCGAACAUGGCUUUGAAAGGACAGGUCGAGAGUUUAACCGAGGAGGCAAUUUGUCCCAUCUGCCUGGAUUUCUUCACUGAACCUGUCAUUCUGGAGUGUGGACACAACUUCUGCCGCUCCUGCAUCAGACAGUGUUGGGAAAGGGGGGAGAGAAACUCCUGUCCGGAAUGUAGAGAGGAGAUUGCGGACCGCACCCUCAGGGUCAAUCGGGCCUUGGCAAAUCUGUCUGAGAAAGCUCGAAAACUAAACCUGAAUCCGAAAGAGAAGGAAAGUAAACGUUACUGCGAGGAACAUGAGGAAGAGCUGAAGCUGUUUUGUGAGACGGACAAGACACUGAUCUGCGUGAUCUGUGCGACUGCGCGGGAACACAAGUCCCACAACUUCAUGCCGGUUAAAGAAGCCGUUCAAGUCUACAAGGAUCGGGUUAAAUCUUCCUUCGACUCUCUCACAAAAAACAAAGCAGACUUCGAAGAAAUGGAAAAGCAACAGAAGGAGAAGAUUUCCGGAGUUCGGGAACAGUCACACAUCCUUCAGUCCCACGUCACAUCACAGUUUGCUGAACUGCACCAGAUUCUCACUGAGAAAGAGCAGCAGGUACUCAGAGAUCUCAGGGAAGAAGAGGAGAGGAUUCUAAAUCCAAUGGAGAAAAAUCUUCAAGAGAUACAAAAGAAUUUAAAUUCUAUCCAGGAGGAGAUCUCAAGGUUACAGGAACAGAUGGAUCAAAAAGAGAGUGUGAUAUUUCUCAAGGAGGAAACUCGUCGGAAGAGGAGAAUUACUGACAACAUCGAGCAAUUGUCAGUAACAGACGGUGCCCUUCCAGUUGAAAAAUUCGAUCAUCUCUAUUUAUUGAACAGUGCGUUGAGAGAAACACUUGAUGACAUUAAUCGAGUCUGUGUCACCCUGGAUGUGGAAACGGCGCAUCCGUGUCUCGAGGUGUCUGAGGAUCGGAAGAGUGUGAGAUGGACCGGGACCCGGAGGAAUCUCCCUGACACCGGGAAGAGGUUCACAGUCCGGGUUUGUGUACUGGGAUCGGAGGGAUUCACAUCGGGGAGACAUUACUGGGAGGUGGAGGUGACGGGGAAUCGGGUCUGGGAUCUGGGAGUCGCCGCAGAGUCUGUGGAGAGGAAGGGAGGGGUCAAAGUGAGUCCGGAGACCGGAUUCUGGACCAUCGCGCGGGUUGAUGACGAGAUGUGGGUUCUCACCUCCCCUGCGCCCCGUCUCCCUGCCGGUCCCAUCCCCGGGAGGGUGGGAGUUUAUCUCAGUUACGAGUCCGGGACAGUUUCAUUUUACAACGCGGAGACCAAGUCCCAUCUCCACACCUUCACUGGGAAUAAAUUCACGGAGAAACUUUAUCCUGCAUUCGCGAUUGGAUAUGAAAACGAGUGGCUGAGAAUCUGCUCCAGUUCCGCUCCGGGUCUGUAAACGGGUCGGGUCCGGGAUCGGCGUCCGGAGUAAAUCAGUGGAAAUAUAAAUGUGCAGAGAGUGAAAUAAACACGAUGUGAGAAUUAUCGAUCCAUUAAUUUUAACUGGUUCACCACAUCCGUCAACGGAACAGAAACACGGCGGAUUCAGCAGCAGCCGCGGGCUGCGGGUCCUGAGCUCCCCGGCUCCCCCGGGUGCUAAAUCCACCGGGACUGACAGGGUAACUGGGGCAAGUGGUGGUGGUGCUGACUGGAAGGGGGAGGUCAGGGUGAAUCUUGAUAACACGGGACUUGUAGAGUGGUAACACACAAAGCGCCGGAUAUUCACAGCGUAUCUACGAACAUCUCAACAACAGUUAUAUCACUUUGGAUACUGUUGUGGGGGAUGACCUGGCAGAGGAAAGUCACCGCGUAGGGUCUCUGGCACUGAGUCUGCCUCUGAGACUCUGAAGGGAAACCGACAGAAGAGCUGCGCUGUGUGAUAGGGGGUUCAUCAGUUAGGGGAACAUAAAGGAGGUUCUGUGGGUGAGAAUGAGAUCCCCGGAUGGUAUGUUGCCUCUCGGUGUCAGGGACCAGGACAUCUCACAUCGAGUCGUCAGCAUUCUUCAGUGAGAUGGUGAACAGCCAGAUGUCGUGGUCCACGUAGGUACCAAUGAUACGGGUAUGACGAGUGACAGGUCCUGCACAGGGAACUCUGGGAAUUCGGUGCCAAGUUAAAGGGCAGGACCUGAGAACUAGGAAGAUGAUACAGUUUAACUCGUGACUAAGUAAUUGGUGUAGGGGGAAGGGCAUGAAUUUUCUGGAUCACUGGUCUCUCUUCCAGGGGAGGUGGGACCUGUACAGCAGGAACUGUUUGCACCUGAACUGGAAGGGGAUUCAUAUGCUUGGAAGACAGUUUGUUAAUGCUACAUGGUGGGGUUUGAACGAGAGUUGCAGGGGAUGUGGAGAAGUUGUUGAGAUAGAGGUUGGUAAGUCCUGGGAACAAGUCAGGAAUGAAAAUGUUGAGCAGUAACUGGUAUCCUGAGCUGUGUAAAUAUCAAUAAAUGAAGUGCCGUAGGAAAGGGGAAUGAGCUCAGGGCAUGGAUCAACACCUGGAAUUAUGAUAUUGUAGCGUACUGGGAGGGGUGUGGUCGCCUGCUGCUGAGAAAUAAGAAAGGUCUUAACACAUUAAUGGGAUUAUAUCACAGACCAGCCAACCAUCCUGGGGAUUUAGAGGAACAAAUUUGUAAUGAGAUCUCAGACCGUAGCAACAAAUAUAAUGUUAUAGUUGGUGAUUUUAACUUUCUACCUAGUGACUGAGAAUCCCAGAUAUUGACUGGGUACCAGAGGACUGCAGGAUAAAAAAGCCUCAGGACUCGCGCCACCAAGUUCAAGAACAGUUACUACCCCUCAACCAUCAGGCUCUUGAUCAAAAGGGGAUAGCUACACUCAUUGAAGGACUCUGUUAUAUUGUUAUUUCAUGCUUGUUUAUUGCUAUUUAUUUAUAUUUGCACAGUUUGUUUACUGUUUACAGUUACUGUUCUAUGGACUUGCUAAGUAUACCCACAGAAAAAGUAUCUCAGGGUUUGUAAGUGGUGACAUGUAUGUACUCUGAUAAUAAAUUUU